AAUUUUUUUUUUUUUUUUUUUUGUAGAGACGGAGUCUAACUAUGUUGUCCAGGCUUGUCUUGCCCUUAAUUAUCUUUUAGCUUUUACUUUCUUCCGCCUUUUCCCUCACCUACCCAGGUUGGUUUGAGAUUUGUUUUAGAUAGGCUUCCUGUCCUUAUUGUGAGUAUUUUGAACAUCAGCUGGGCUGUUUGGAUCCCUUUCCUUUAUUUAUUGUUUUUCAGCAACAAACAAGGGUGUGGACUGUGGUGCGAUUAUAGAGCAGCAGACGCUGAGCCGAGCUUGAGACUGGCUGACUUUGUAAAAAAUCAGUCUCUUUGAGUUCAAGGCUGACUUCCUUGGAGAAAAAUUACAGCAGUAUUCGGAAGCUUAAUGUCUCUGUGUUUGAAUGGUUCUCAGACUACCAAAAAACAGACCCUGGGGCCAGAGGCGUGAUGGCAGCUUCUCUUAGAUAAGUCAAGAAUGGUAAAUGCAUGUGUGACUAUCCUCUCCAGUGGUGCAAUACAUUUAUUUAUGUAGAGAUGGAGUUUUUGCUCUGUUGCCCAGGCUGGAGUGCAAUGGCACGAUCUCAGCUCACUGCAACCUCUCCCUCCUGGGUUCACGCCAUUCUCCUGCCUCAGCCUCCUGAGUAGCUGGGAUUACAGGUGUUCGUCCAGCUAAUUUUUGUAUUUUUAGUAGAGGCGGGGUUUCGCUAUGUUGGCCAGGCUAGUCUCAAACUCCCAAUCUCAGGCGAUCCACCCACCUUGGCCUCCCAGAGUUGUAGGAUUACAGGCGUGAGCCACCGCGCCUGGCCUGCAUUUUUAUUUUUUAAGAGAAUAUACAUUUUAAAUUGUUUAUUUUUUUAUGGACAGAACAGUAUGAAGUUAGAGCACAUACCUACUUUGAUACUAGGUGGUAUGCUCUUCCAGCUAGAGCUGCAGGCAGGAUGUGUCUCCUUUAUUGCUGUCCUCUACCUGUCCCACCCAUCCCCAUUCCCCGACUGGGUCCAGCUCAGGCAGAGGGUGGGGGCUGCAGAAAUGCUUGCUGGACAUGGGAAUCGUGGGGUGGUGAGAGGAAUACAGGUUCCAAGUCAGAAGGCCAGGCUUGGAUUAUCGGGUCCAUCAUCUGCUAACCUUGAGCUACUUGUCGUACCUCAUGCCAUCUUUCUGAGCCCGUUUCUUUGCUCUCCAGCUGAUCUCCCAGGAUUCUUGGGAGGUACCAAUGAGAAACUAAAGUGAUGGCAUCGUGAAUGCAGACAUCCUUUGCAGCAUCCAUUUCUCUUUUUCUCUUUUCUUUUUCUUUUUCUUUUUUUUUUUUUAGAGACGGAGUCUCGCUCUGUUGCCCAGGCUGGAGUGCAAUGGGGCGAUCUCGGCUCACUGCAGCCUCCGCCUCCUGGGUUCUAGCAAUUCUCCUGCCUCAGCCUCCCGAGUAGCUGUGAUUACAGGCGCAUGCUGCCACACCCGUCUAAUUUUUUUUUAAAUUUUGGUAGAGACGGGGUUUCACCGUGUUGCCCAGGCUGGUCUCGAACUCCUGAGCUCAGGCAAUCCACCUGCCUCGGCCUCCCAAAGUGCUAAGAUUACAGGCGUGAGCCACCGUGCCUGGCUGCAGCAUCCAUUUCACCUACUUUAUCAAGCACAGGCAGGCUCUGUGUUAGGCAUCGUGGUGAACAACACAGACAUGGUCCUUGCCUUUAUGGAGCUUACCACGAGCUUACCAGCUUACCAGGGAGGGUGAGGGGUGGACAAAGAGAGGAAGCUAAUGAAUGAAUGAAGUUGAUAGUUUCAGAUUGUGGUUAUCGUAGGAGAAUGUGACAGUGUGGAACUGGGAAGGUGAGAUAGGGUGGUACCUCUAGAGGCUGAUGUUUGAGCUGAGGCCUGAAUGAUGAGAAUCUUCCUGAAGCAGAAUUUUAUCCCAAGUGGAUUUUGUUUUCUUUUGUAAAGACAGGGUAUUGCUAUGUUGCCCAGGCUGGUCUCGAACUCCUGGCCUUGAGCAAUCCUCCUGCCUUGGCCUUCCAAAGUUUAGGGAUUACAGGCGUGAGCCCCCGCACCUGGCCCCUAAAUGGAUGUGUUUGCCUCCUGUACUCCUCAGCCUUAUUUGUCACUGUAGCACUGGGCUCCCUCAGCAGUGCAGUGUGUUGGAGACAGUGGCCUCUCUGUGUCCCUAGUUUUGCUACACAUCCCACCUCUCACCGCACCAUUAGUACUCCCAGGAGUCUCCUCCUGGGGACAAAAUCUGUGGAGGAGCCAGACUACUGGCUCUUUGAGAUGAGGAUGAUUUUGUUGACCUCCUGAUAGUUGCUGGGCUCGUAGGACCUUCCUAGCUGAACACAGGUCUGCUAAAGGAGUCCCCCACAUGCCAGGCCCAGUCCUGCUGCAGCUUCUCUCAGCCCCUUGCUGUCUCCCACACUCAGCAGACAUGAAGCACACAGGUCACCUUACUGAGCAAGAUGGUCACAGGCCUGCACCCACGGAGCUUCUGGGCAGGAGCAGCAGGACCAGAGCAUGUGAAAAUGCACAUCUACCACCCAGUCAGAGAGCACUCCGCUGGUCCAGGCGGCAACAUGUCCAUGCUUUUAGUGAUGUCCCUGCCUCUAAUCCAGAAGCCAUGGAGGAGAUAAGGUAGCCCCCCUCGAUCGGAUGGGGAAGCCCAGUUCAAUGGAUACUAAAUUCAAGGAUGACUUAUUUCGGAAGUACGUGCAGUUCCAUGAGAGCAAAGUGGAUACCACCACCAGCAGGCAGCGGCCUGGCAGCGAUGAGUGCCUGCGGGUGGCAGCCUCAACCCUGCUCAGCCUGCACAAGGUGGAUCCCUUUUAUCGAUUCCGGCUGAUCCAGUUCUAUGAGGUGGUGGAGAGCUCCUUGCGCUCGCUCAGCUCCUCUAGCCUGCGGGCUCUGCACGGCGCCUUCAGCAUGCUGGAGACGGUGGGCAUCAACCUCUUCCUCUACCCGUGGAAGAAGGAAUUCAGAAGCAUCAAGACCUACACGGGCCCUUUUGUUUAUUAUGUCAAGUCGACAUUACUGGAAGAGGACAUCCGAGCCAUCCUGAGCUGCAUGGGCUACACACCUGAGCUGGGCACUGCAUACAAGCUCAGAGAGCUCGUGGAGACCCUCCAGGUGAAGAUGGUCUCCUUUGAGCUCUUUCUGGCCAAAGUCGAGUGUGAGCAGAUGCUAGAAAUCCACUCACAAGUGAAGGACAAGGGCUACUCCGAGCUGGACAUUGUGAGCGAGCGCAAGAGCAGUGCAGAGGAUGUGCGCGGCUGCUCGGACGCCCUGCGGCGGCGGGCAGAGGGCCGGGAGCACCUGACGGCCUCCAUGUCACGAGUGGCACUCCAGAAGUCGGCCAGCGAGCGGGCGGCCAAGGACUACUACAAGCCCCGCGUGACCAAGCCCUCGAGGUCAGUGGAUGCCUAUGACAGCUACUGGGAGAGCCGGAAGCCACCCCUGAAGGCCUCAUUGAGUCUUCGGAAGGAGCCUGUGGCAACGGAUGUGGGGGACGACCUCAAGGAUGAGAUCAUCCGCCCAUCCCCUUCGCUGCUGACCAUGGCCAGCUCCCCCCACGGCAGCCCGGAUGUGCUUCCACCCGCCUCCCCCAGCAACGGCCCGGCCCUGCUGCGCGGUACCUACUUCUCCACUCAGGAUGACGUGGAUCUGUACACAGACUCUGAACCCAGGGCCACCUACCGUCGGCAGGAUGCUCUGCGGCCGGAUGUGUGGCUGCUCAGAAACGAUGCCCACUCCCUCUACCACAAGCGCUCGCCCCCUGCCAAAGAGUCCGCCCUCUCCAAGUGCCAAAGCUGCGGGCUGUCCUGCAGCUCCUCCCUCUGCCAGCGCUGUGACAGCCUGCUCACCUGUCCUCCAGCUUCCAAGCCCAGCGCCUUCCCCAGCAAGGCCUCGACUCAUGACAGCCUGGCCCACGGGGCAUCUCUGCGGGAGAAGUACCCAGGCCAGACUCAGGGCCUCGACCGCCUCCCGCACCUUCACUCCAAAUCCAAGCCCUCCACCACGCCCACUUCCCGCUGUGGCUUCUGCAACCGCCCAGGCGCCACCAACACCUGCACCCAGUGUUCAAAAGUCUCAUGUGACGCCUGCCUCAGCGCUUACCAUUAUGACCCCUGCUACAAAAAGAGUGAGCUGCACAAGUUCAUGCCCAACAACCAGCUGAACUACAAGUCCACCCAGCUCUCCCAUCUCGUGUACAGAUAGACCGGCCUCGCCCCUUCCAGCUCCAAGGGCUACAUCAACCGACCUUUCGGGUUUCACGGUGAAGAAGUACUAACGCAUUGAUCUCAGAGGCGGAGGCCUGCACUUGACCAUGUAGGUGGCAGAGAUCGUGGGCUGGCUGUGUCCACGUGGGAGUUCACUUAGCGACUCAGAUAUCUCAACCAAUGGCUGCUUUGUUGUCUGACAAGGGAGAAGGUGGCACUUCCGUUCAGAUUCAUUUUGCUAAUCUCUCCACUCCCUGUUCAGUUGGUUCUUUUUUUGGGGUUUUGUUUUGUUUUGUUUUGUUGUUUUGUUUUUUCCUUUAAAGAGGAUUUCUGUCUCUGGGACCCUCGCUGCACCUACCCCUCCCAUUGCAAAGCCAACUUGGACUGGGAAGGGCCCUUCAGGUCACCAAACAUCCACCUGGAGCGGCGAGCUAGAGGCCUGUUGGCUUGUGAAAUGAGCCCUCCUGCCACACGGGGCCUCUCCCAAAGGCUCAUCCCUUGGCCGCCCCCUUCCUAAACACAAGGAUCCCCAGCUGGACUCCCCACCCCCUGGCUUCCCCACCUCUCCAGGUGUCAAAGGUGAACCGAGUCCAGUAUUAGCUGAAUGUCAUUUCGUACACCACAGCUCAGUCAGCCCAUGGCCUUCGUGAACUUUGCUCCAACACACUGAUGUGUGGGCUUCCCACAGCAGGACUGACUUCCCCCUUUCUGUUGUUUGCACAUGCCCCUCUUACUGUACUGUCAAUAGAUAUUUUUGAGAUUUAUUUUUAAAUAAAUAUUCAACUUGCUGUGUGUUUCAACGUGGUUAAAAAAAUGAAUUAUGUAGCUAUUUAUUAAAUGCCCUGGGUUCUUUAGUCUUCCAAGGGAGGGCCUCGCGCCCAUUCGUGUUGUAUCCUCCACUCACUAUGGCCCGAGGGGAGAGGAGAGUUUGGGGCAGGGAGGAACAGACAUGAAGCCUCCUUUUCUUGAGCUGGUGGAGAGCCACUGUCUUCCCUGCAGUAACUAUCUAUACACCUACCUCCAGUGUGCACUUAGGGGGUGAGCGCGGGUGUCGAGGUCUGUGUGUCUGCAGACUGCUAACCUAUGACAAUUCAGGGACCUCACCUGUCGGACCUAUAGCUUGCUGAGCAGGAACCUUGCACUUCACACUUCUUGAGUCUCGUUUCAGAAGGAAAAUCAUUUGGGAUUCCUACUGCCCCUCCAUCUCAAUCCUCUUCUCUUCACCAGUUUCCAGGACUCAUCUGCAACAUUUGCAAUCUUUUUGCACUAAAAGUGGGCAGGAGUCGGCAUGUGCCCAUCAGAGAGACGGCUCCUCAGAUGCUCAGCUAAGCCUAAGCGCUUCCAAGCCUGAAGGCCCCUUCAGCUUCUCAUGUGAAUUACCAACCCCUGGAUUUUCCUUGUGGGGGUACAAGAGCAGGAGUGGGGCAAGAGUUUGAAAAUAAAGCCGCUUCCUUGUGAACUAACUAUAUUUUAGCCAUAACUGUUUGUGAUGUACACAAUGUUAAGGGAUUUAUAUGCAGUGGGCUUUUCUGGGAGAAAGUUAUUCAGCUCUUGAGCAAGUUUAAGUCUGGCUGAAUCCUGAGGCCACUGUGAAUUUGCUGAUGUUCUUCCAACUCAGUUGAGUGAUUUUAAGGUUUUCCAAAUCUUCUAUGGCUCUCUUUUUAAUAUAUAUAUAUAUAUAUAUAUAUAUAUAUAUAUAUAUAUAUAUAUAUAUCUAUCUGGUAGAUCACAUGUAGAUGUACAGUGUGUAUAUUAAGCUGAAUUUCAACCAACUUUAUUACUAAGACCAGCCUAGCAGGGCAUUCAUCUUUGAUGUUCUUCCUUUUCACAUUUCAGAAUCGGCAAUGCCUGGCCCACUCCUGAGAGCUCUAGUUUUCUAGUUUUCCAUUUCCAGAUUGCGCCAGCAUUACAGUAACUAACUCUUUCUAACCAACCGUGAUGCCACGUAACUUACCCUAUGGACAAAAGCAGGAAUGACUAACACAUCCUAGGAGGGAAAGUCCAGUGUACCUGUCAUCACGGACGCACUGUGGUCACAGACUGGAAUACGAAAUACUACAGCCCUGCUCCCAGGUGUGCAUCUUACUGGAUGAGGUUGCUGUGAUUGAGAUAGUUAAAUACAUGCUAAUUUAAAAAUGCAGAUGUUUUACAUUUGAUUUCUACCAAGAGUUGAAAUGUUGAGAGAUGAUUAAAAAUAAUAAUAAUAAAGUGUCUUCCAUUGUUAAA
This is a messenger RNA of Homo sapiens (human), 6403 nucleotides long. RefSeq names its product spermatogenesis associated 2 (gene SPATA2). Gene Ontology annotation, cellular component: nucleus; cytoplasm. The transcript has 3 exons. The record is from RefSeq and is a predicted model, not a curated record. Bases 2613 to 4175 code for a protein of 520 amino acids. Lineage: Eukaryota; Metazoa; Chordata; Mammalia; Primates; Hominidae. Gene Ontology annotation, biological process: regulation of tumor necrosis factor-mediated signaling pathway; regulation of necroptotic process; protein linear deubiquitination.